Messenger RNA from Suillus subalutaceus, 711 nucleotides. RefSeq lists its product as uncharacterized. The transcript is spliced from 4 exons. Lineage: Eukaryota; Fungi; Basidiomycota; Agaricomycetes; Boletales; Suillaceae. Bases 1 to 711 code for a protein of 236 amino acids. The record is from RefSeq and is a predicted model, not a curated record.
AUGCCUAGCUCUCCCCCAGAAUCACCAACACUUCGGCCUGUUGAGGCACCACCUCUUUGGGAAGACAUUCCUGACAAUACUUACGAGCAAGACCAAGGCUCAUUUGAGCCUUUGCAACUCCCAAAAACCAUGGCAAGUUCAUGCAAUGGCUGCCAAGGCGAAAUCAUAUCUGCAUCACCUCCUGGAUCGAGAAGCUCCCCAGAAGAUAGGAGAUGCGUCGUCUGUGACCAGGAUGGGUCUACAAAUGUCACGAUUGUCUUGGGGAGCCACUCUAUUGCACUGGCUGUUGCAGAAGUCAACAUCUUUGCAAUCCUUCCAUUGGAUCAGGCUGUCAUAUCCCGUAUUCUGGACCUACGUCCGAUGAUGUUCCCACGCCUCGGACGCCUUCCGGAUGCACAUCCGGACCUCCAUACCCUUAUCCAUGACUCCAUACCCUUAUCCAUGCCUGCAGUCCUCCAGUCCACUAUCGCUAAGCCUGCUUCAUCCACCCUUGAUCCCAUCGGAUCCGAGCUCAUCCUACCUGAGACUUUACCUUCCCUAGACUACCGGAUGAUAUCCAUGAUCUAUAUCCUAGUCUCGUCUUCACCUAGAUCUCCGGAUCCGCUCAUCCGAUAUCCAGACGCCUCAUCCAAUAUCUCUAGACCUCCGGAUCCGACCUAUACUCAUAUCCGAAGCUCAAACCUUAAAUCAGCGUCUAUCUCCUUAUGGUAA